Molecule: messenger RNA, 4960 nt
Organism: Suricata suricatta (meerkat)
Lineage: Eukaryota; Metazoa; Chordata; Mammalia; Carnivora; Herpestidae
Gene: ADAMTS12
Product: ADAM metallopeptidase with thrombospondin type 1 motif 12
Exons: 21
Coding region: 312-4691 (1459 amino acids)
Biological process (GO): extracellular matrix organization; proteolysis
Cellular component (GO): extracellular matrix
Molecular function (GO): metalloendopeptidase activity
Source: RefSeq, a predicted model, not a curated record
GCUGAGCGCGGAAGGCCGAGGGGUGGGGAUCUUGGGUGGGCUGCCCCCUCCCGCUCGGACCCGUUCCGCACCCCGCGGAAAGCCGGCGCUGCCAGCUGAAUCACUCCCCUUUCAGGAGGGAAGGGGGAUAAGGGUAACUAGCCCUUUCUGCGUAAAAAAGCAAAAGGACAUCGUGGGUAGCUUCACAGCCGCUCCGUCCCACGCCUGGACCAUGUCCCCCUGCAUCUUCCUGCUCAGCCACAGGCGAGGACUCGAUUUCUUGAGCUGAGCGCUAAACCUCGUCGACUUUUCUUCUCCCCAACAACUGAAUCAUGCCAUGUGCCCAGAGGAGCUGGCUUGCAAACCUCUCCAUCGUAGCUCACCUCCUUCACUUUGGGGCCCUUUGCUAUGGGACACAAGCUCAGACAGGCCCGGUGCACUUCCCGGACAGGAGGCAAGCGCAUUUUAUCAAGGCCCUGCCAGAAUAUCAUGUGGUGGCUCCUGUCCGCGUAGAUGCCAGUGGGCAUUUUCUAUCCUAUGGCCUGCGUCAUCCCACCACCAACAACAGGAGGAAGAGAGAUUUGGAUGGCCCAGAGGAUCGGGUGUACUAUAGAAUUUCACAUGAGGAGAAGGACCUGUUCUUUAACUUAUCAGUCAAUCAGGGAUUUCUUUCCAAAAGCUAUAUCGUGGAGAGGAGAUACGGAAACCUUUCCCGUGUUAAGAUGGUGGCUUCCUCCGCACCCCCCUGCCAUCUCAGGGGCACAGUUCUGCAGCAGGGUACCAGAAUCGGAGUUGCAGCACUCAGUGCCUGCCAGGGACUGACUGGAUUUUUCCAUCUACCACAUGGAGACUUCUUCAUUGAGCCUGUCAAAAAGCAUCCACUGGCUGAAGGAGAAUACCACCCACAUAUCAUUUACAGGAGGCAGAGCGUUCCAGAGCAGAAGGAACCAACCUGCGGAUUAAAGGACAGUCUUGCCACCUCCCAGACACUAGAGCAACAGCGAGAAAAGUGGGAGAGGAACCACCGGCCCAGCAGAGGCCUGUCUCGGCGUUCCAUCAGCAAAGAGCGAUGGGUGGAGACGCUGGUGGUGGCUGACACGAAGAUGAUUGAGUACCAUGGCAGUGACAGUGUGGAGUCCUAUAUCCUCACCAUCAUGAACAUGGUCACUGGCUUAUUCCAUAACCCAAGUAUUGGCAAUGCAAUUCACAUUGUUGUGGUUCGGCUCAUUCUACUUGAAGAAGAAGAGCAAGGAUUGAAAAUAGUUCACCAUGCAGAGAAGACACUGUCCAGCUUCUGUAAGUGGCAGAAGAGCAUCAAUCCCAAGAGUGACCUUAACCCCACCCAUCAUGACGUGGCCGUCCUUCUCACCAGAAAAGACAUCUGUGCUACCAUCAAUCGCCCCUGUGAGACUUUGGGGCUGUCCCACCUGUCGGGAAUGUGCCAGCCCCACCGGAGCUGUAACAUCAAUGAAGACUCUGGACUCCCUCUGGCUUUCACAAUUGCCCAUGAGCUCGGACACAGCUUCGGCAUCCAGCACGAUGGGAAGGAAAAUGACUGUGAGCCUGUGGGCAGGCACCCUUACAUCAUGUCCCGCCAGCUCCAGUACAAUCCCACCCCACUCACGUGGUCCAAGUGCAGCAAGGAGUACAUCACCCGCUUCCUGGACCGGGGCUGGGGGUUCUGUCUUGAUGAUGUCCCCCAAAAGAAAGGCUUGAAGUCCAAGGUCAUUGCCCCUGGAGUGAUCUACGAUGUUCAUCAUCAAUGCCAGCUGCAGUAUGGCCCCAAUGCCACCGUCUGCCAGGAAGUAGAAAAUGUCUGCCAGACUCUGUGGUGCUCAGUGAAAGGCUUUUGUCGCUCUAAGCUGGAUGCCGCUGCCGAUGGGACCCGCUGUGGUGAGAAGAAGUGGUGUAUGGCUGGCAAGUGUAUCACAGUGGGGAAGAAACCAGAGAGCAUUCCUGGAGGCUGGGGCCGCUGGUCACCCUGGUCCCACUGCUCCAGGACCUGUGGGGCUGGAGCCCAGAGUGCAGAGAGGCUCUGCAACAACCCUGAACCAAAGUUUGGAGGGAAGUACUGCACCGGAGAAAGAAAACGCUAUCGCUUGUGCAAUGUCCACCCCUGUCGCCCAGAUGUACCAACGUUUCGGCAGAUGCAAUGCAGUGAGUUUGACACCGUUCCCUACAAGAAUGAAUUCUACCGCUGGUUUCCAGUUUUUAACCCAAGUUAUGUUGACAUUGGACUGAUUCCAAAAGGAGCAAGGGACAUCAGGGUAAUGGAGGUUGAGGGAGCUGGAAACUUUUUGGCCAUCAGGAGUGAAGACCCAAAAAAAUAUUACCUCAACGGAGGAUUUAUUAUCCAGUGGAAUGGGAACUACAAGCUUGCAGGGACCGUCUUCCAAUAUGACAGGAAAGGAGACCUGGAGAAACUGAUGGCCACAGGCCCUACCAAUGAGUCGGUAUGGAUCCAGCUUCUGUUCCAGGUGACUAACCCUGGCAUCAAGUAUGAGUAUACAAUUCGGAAAGAUGGGCUUGACAAUGACGUGGAAAAACUGGUGUACUUCUGGCAGUAUGGCCACUGGACAGAGUGCAGUGUCACAUGUGGGACAGCACAAGGAGGGGCGUCCCCACAGGCACACAGCAGGCGGGAGCCAACCGGAGCCAGCUCUCCUGUCACGGCCACCUCACACGCUUCGUCCCAGCACAAUGUCCCAGGCUGGCUUUCAUACUCAGAUGCCAGUGAUCACAUCUCAUCGUUUAAAAUUGUCAGAGGAAGUCAUCAUACAUGCUCUGUUUCCUGUGGUGGUGGAGUGCGGAUUCGCAGUGUCACGUGUGCCAAGAACCAUGAUGAACCUUGUGACGUGACGAGGAAACCCAAUAGCCGGGCUCUUUGUGGCCUCCAGCAAUGCCCAUCUAGCCGAAGAGUUCUGAGGCCCAGUAAAGGCACAGUUUCCAGUGGGAGAAAGCUACCAACGUCUGAGCAGGACCCCUUAAAGCCCAUUCCUCCAACCACAUCCAGUCCCAGAACGCUGAGCACACCCACAGUGCCUCAGUUUAUGAGUACAAGUGCCCCGGCCAUCAGCAGCCCUGCUCCUACCCCAGACCCCAAAGAAGGAGACUCGGAUGGGAAAUGGUGGCAGAACAGUUCCAACCAAACUGAACCGGGCUCCAAUUAUGUCGUUUCUACUGGAAGUACUUCCCAGCCCAUCCUCACUUCCUGGCCUUUGAGUGUCCAGCCAAAUGAAGAGAACGUUCCCAUUUCAGACCCAGGUCCUACCUCAGAGGGAGACUUUUUAACCACGACAAUGAGUGGUUCUGAUUUGUUGUCUUCCAGCAACCCUGUGACUUGGCAGGUGACUCCAUUUUAUGAUACCUUGACCAAAGAGCCAGAAGUGGAGAUUCACAGUGGCUCAGGGGAAGACAGUGAACAAUCUGAGGACAGAAAUGAAAACAACUCCAUAACAUGGACCGAAGUCGGAGUACCUGGAAAUGAUGCUUCAGCAGCGCGAAGUACAGGAAUGCCCCUGGGACCCCCACCAACACCUUAUCUCAGGGGGCUGUCCUUGUGGCCACGCUUCAGCACCAGGAUGGAAGGACUCCUACCCAGCCAAAGGCCUGCCACCCUCAAAAAUGGUGCAUCCGGCGCUGAGGGGAUGUUCACUGAAAAGCCAGCCAACUCUCCCUUCCCUCUGGGAGGAGACCACCAGCCAGGGACCUCAGAACAUUCAGUAAACCAUAACCCCCCAGAACUCCCAAGCAACGUGAAUCAGACACAGAGUUCCGAACCAGUCCUGACAGAAGAAGAUGCAAAAAGUCUGAUCGCUGAGGGGUUUCUGCUAAACGCUUCCAAUUACAAGCAGGUCUCCACCGGCGGCAGCCCUGCGUACUGGGUGGUUGGAAACUGGAGUGAGUGCUCCACCACCUGUGGGCUGGGGGCCUACUGGCGAAGCGUGGAAUGCAGCACCCAGAUAGAUUCCGACUGUGCUGCCCUUCAGAGGCCUGACCCUGCCAAGAGAUGCCACCUUCGUCCCUGCGCCACCUGGAAAGUGGGGAACUGGAGCAAGUGCUCCAGAAACUGCAGUGGGGGCUUCCAGAUCCGGGAGAUUCAGUGUGUGGACAGCCGGGACCACCAGAGCCUGAGGCCAUUUCACUGCCGGUUCCUGGCCGGCAUUCCUCCCCCGCGGAGCGCGGGCUGUAACCUGGAGCCCUGUGAGGAGUGGCAGGUGGCGCCCUGGAGCCAGUGUUCCAGGUCCUGCGGGGGCGGAGUUCAGGAGAGAGGCGUGACUUGUCCAGGAGGUCUCUGUGACUGGGCGAAAAGGCCCACGUCCACUGCAGCCUGCAACGGCCACCCUUGUUGUCACUGGGCCACUGGGAACUGGGACCUGUGCACGGCUUCCUGCGGAGGUGGCAUUCAGAAGAGGACUGUGCGUUGUGUCUCCUCGGAGGACAACACAACUGAAGACCGAUGCCUGUGUGAUCAUGAAGCCAGACCUCCAGAACUCCAGAAAUGCGGCCAGCAGGCCUGCAAGAAGAAUGCUGAUUUACUUUGCACUAAGGACAAAUUAUCAGCCAGUUUCUGCCAAACACUAAAAACCAUGAAGAAAUGUUCUGUGCCCACUGUGAGGGCUCAGUGCUGCUUCUCCUGUCCCCAGACACACGUCGUCCACACCCGAAGGCCAAGAAAGCCACAGUCUCUCAGAAACCCCAAAACAUUCUAGAACCGAAGGAAGCCGCCCUCCCCCGCAGACUGCAACAGCAGCCUGCUGACUGUACCACUUUCUCGCCCCAGGGACCACUUCACUGAGGUUUUUCGGGCCCAACUUCGACUCAAAACAAAAUCCACAAGCUCUGUGUUUUUUAAGCCACAAAACGUCCUUGCAAAAGGCGUGGGACUGUGAUAGUUUGCUGUUCCCUGAUAGGCAGGUGAGAUAUCCCAUCUCCUGGGAUCAGCUCCCGGGAAAGAUGCCAAACUAGGUAAGUCAGUGAC